Malaya genurostris is the source of this 847-nucleotide messenger RNA. RefSeq names its product ribulose-phosphate 3-epimerase (gene Rpe). NCBI's taxonomy places the organism in Eukaryota, Metazoa, Arthropoda, Insecta, Diptera, Culicidae. Gene Ontology annotation, cellular component: cytosol. The transcript is spliced from 2 exons. The coding region runs from base 113 to 787 and encodes 224 amino acids. The record is from RefSeq and is a predicted model, not a curated record. Gene Ontology annotation, biological process: pentose-phosphate shunt; carbohydrate metabolic process; pentose-phosphate shunt, non-oxidative branch. Gene Ontology annotation, molecular function: metal ion binding; D-ribulose-phosphate 3-epimerase activity.
ACGCAUACACAUGGAAGCGUAAAAUUACUUUGAUCGGUAACGUUGUGCACACAAACCGCACCGCUCUAAAUAACCUUUUUCAAAUGAUAAACAAAAACACAGUCUCGUAGCCAUGUCUUCUUUAAGUGCUAAAAUUGGACCUUCUAUUCUAAACGCAGAUUUGUCCCAGUUGCACGAGGAAUCCCAACGGCUGCUGGACAAUGGAGCUGACUACCUGCACUUGGACGUUAUGGAUGGCACAUUCGUUCCGAAUCUUACAUUUGGUCAUCCAGUAGUUAAGUGUUUGCGAAACAAGAUUAAGGAUGCCUUCUUUGAAACUCACAUGAUGGUUCAGGACCCUAAGCAAUGGGUGGAACCGAUGGCAGAUGCCGGUGUUAAUCAGUACACCUUUCACAUCGAACCGGUUAUGGGCAGCGUGGUGGAUAUUUGUCGCAAGGUCCGGGAAGCAGGCAUGAAAGUUGGUCUCGCACUUAAGCCUGGAACACAGGUAGAAACGGUAGCGGAGUUUGUUCCCAUCGCCGACAUGAUACUGAUUAUGACCGUUGAGCCCGGAUUCGGAGGUCAAAAGUUCAUGGCAGACAUGAUGCCCAAGGUACAGUGGCUACGCGAGCACUACCCGAACCUUGAUAUUGAGGUUGAUGGUGGAGUAGGUCCUGCUACGAUCGAUGCAUGUGCGAAAGCUGGUGCAAACAUGAUUGUUUCCGGAACGGCCAUCAUACGAGCUGAUGAUCAGGCGGCGGUUAUCCGACAGCUAAAACAUUCCGUUGAAACAUUCGCAUUGCAUUAGGCGUUCGAUUUGGCUAUAUAAUCUGAUAAUUAUUUUUUGAAUAUAAAAUUUGAAAUUUUA